UCAAAAAGUGCUUCCGCUACUUUGUCAAAUGCCCCUUAGUUUUCCUUUUCAUUUCUUUUUCUCGUAGAAAUGCCACCUAAAAAGCCAACCGAGAAAUCCGCAAAGCCUGGCGAUAAGAAGCCAGAGCAGAAGAAGGCCGCUGCGGCGGCACCUGGUGCUGCCAAGAAGGAGGCACCAGCUGCAGCUAAGCCAGCUGCAGCUGCUGCACCCAAAAAGGCAGCUGCGCCCGCUAAGAAGCCCGCUACUGCUGCUGGUGCUGCCAAGAAGCCAGCUGCUGCCGCUGCUAAGAAGCCCGCCCUGAAGAAGCCAGUCACCAAGCCAAAGGCCAAGGAUCUGAAGAAGAAACUGGGCGCUGGCAAGAAACCCCAAUCUGUGCUGGCCAAGCUCUCAGCCAAGGCACGUGCCGCCGCUAAGGGUAAGAAACCCGUUGGCAAGGCUGGCGCUAAGCCCGCUAAGGGUACUGCCAAGGCUAAGGCUGUUGCCUUGCUGACCGCCAAGAAGGUUCAGACCAAGAUCAUCAAGGGCGCCUUCGGCACACGCACUCGCAAGAUUCGCACCAAUGUGCACUUCCGUCGUCCCACAACGUUGAAGCUGCCACGCAAUCCUAAAUAUCCAAGGAAAUCGGUGCCAACCAGGAAUCGCAUGGAUGCUUACAACAUCAUCAAAUAUCCAUUGACCACGGAAGCAGCGAUGAAGAAGAUUGAGGAUAAUAACACUCUGGUCUUCCUCACGCAUCUGCGCGCCAACAAGAACCACGUGCGUGCCGCAGUGCGCAAGCUCUACGACAUUAAGGUGGCUAAGGUUAACAUUCUGAUCCGACCCGAUGGUCAGAAGAAGGCUUAUGUGCGCCUGGCGCGUGACUACGAUGCUCUGGAUAUCGCCAACAAGAUCGGCAUCAUAUAAACAAGCGAAAAAAGGGAAACGGGCAUCGCGUUUUACACCUUCACAAUAGAUUUUUCAUUCUAUUAAACAAAAUAAUCACUAAGCUGACAGAAAAACUAGAGCGAGGAUGAACGUUUCAAUGUUGUGUCUGGGUAUAAUAAAAAAAACAACAAAAAGAAGAAAA
Molecule: messenger RNA, 1066 nt
Organism: Drosophila hydei
Lineage: Eukaryota; Metazoa; Arthropoda; Insecta; Diptera; Drosophilidae
Gene: RpL23A
Product: 60S ribosomal protein L23a
Exons: 3
Coding region: 70-903 (277 amino acids)
Biological process (GO): translation; ribosomal large subunit assembly
Cellular component (GO): ribosome; cytosolic large ribosomal subunit
Molecular function (GO): structural constituent of ribosome; rRNA binding
Source: RefSeq, a predicted model, not a curated record